AUGCCGAAUCUGGUGCCCAAAGUGAAGAAUUGCUUUUCGAACCCAUGUGUCAAGUCAGCUAUUGUGGAUGAUGCGGAAACCCACUCACGUAGUCAAGUGGCAUCCUCCGCUUCUAAAGGAACGAGACCUCACGCCCGUGAAGCGACGGAAACAAGCCUUCGGCAACAAGUUGCCUCGUCAUCCUCACAGCGUUUCAGUAGUACCACCCAUAGAGCUGAGGAACAGACGUUUGGUGCUCAAGCAUCGUCGUCAUCCUCUCAGGAAGUGAAGAGGCGCCCCCCUAGAUCUAAGGAGCUGAGCCCCAACCAUCCAGCUGCAUCGUCGGCCUCUCCACAGACGCGAGCUCACACCGCUAGGUCGGAAAAAUCAACCUCCAACAAUGCGUUGGCAUCGUCGUCCUCUUUAGACGCGAGAACUCGCGCCUCCAGCUCAAAGGGGUCCAGCUCUAGUAAUUCGGUGGCAUCGUCAUCUUCUCCAGAGGUGAAAACCCGCACACAGGGAUCGAAUGCCUUGAGCACUGACAAUCUGGUGUCAUUUUCGCGGUUCCCGGUCGGCCAGUCUCGGACUCAUGGACCAAAGGACUACAACCCUGCUGAGACUAUUAGGGAAGCGACGACUUCAUACUGGGCUAAGGCGAUAAAGGAAUUGGAAGCGAAGUAUCCCGAGGAACACAAGCGAUUUUUACAGAUCUGUAAGGCCGAAGGGGUCCCAUUGACACGAAAGGAACUUUGCGAGAAAGUCCAAGAACAAGCGCACCAGCUCAAGCAGAAAAAAAAAAGGUUUCCGAAAAGGUCGCCAAUGGCAACCAACGCCAUGAAAGUCCUCGAGAGGACUUUCAUGUCCGGAGCUCGACUAGAGCCUACUGGCGGUGUGGCUGUGGCCUGCGCUGCAGUGUUUACAUUCAUACAAAUCGCCUCCAACAAAGAAGAACAGCAGGACUCUACCUUAACUAUCUUACCGGAGAUCGUUUCAAUCGAUGAGGGAUGGAACGCCUACGAGCAGCGCAGUCUCACAUACGAUCACCAUUUGGGACCCGCAUCGCAAGCACUCCGAAGUAACCUUGUUGAUUUGUAUGUUCAAAUCAUGAUCCUCUUGGGAUCUAUAGCGCAUUAUUGUCAGCAGUCCUUACUCGGUAAGAUUGGCAGAGCCAUCAUCUCCGAGCACGAACAAUGGAACAAGCAGCUGGAUCGUAUCAAAGCAAUCGAUAAGGAAUGCGCAGUCAGAAAGGGUAAUUUCAAGGAAGGAGAGGAUUUUCAGAAGCAGAAUGCACGCCUUCUCCAAUGGAUUUCUACGGUGGACCCGUCAUUUGAACACCAGAACAUCCAAGAUAAGACUAAGGUGGGCACUGUGUACUCACAGUGCGGACGAUGGCUUAUCGAUGGCCCUGAAUAUAAGAAGUGGAGGGAUGGUUCGGGUGGCCAGAAUCCUGAGACACUCUGGCUUCAUGGUACAGGGCCGCAGUCAUUCAAACCUGCACGAGAUUUCCCUGCUUCGCACGCACUUAGUUUGGCACUAUUGCUCGAGAGUCCACAUCGGCGCAGAGAGCUGUAA
Endocarpon pusillum Z07020 is the source of this 1551-nucleotide messenger RNA. RefSeq lists its product as uncharacterized. The transcript has 3 exons. Bases 1 to 1551 code for a protein of 516 amino acids. The record is from RefSeq and is a predicted model, not a curated record. Lineage: Eukaryota; Fungi; Ascomycota; Eurotiomycetes; Verrucariales; Verrucariaceae.